UACAAUGAGGCACCAAGACAAAAUAAUAUCCUUCAGUCACAAGUCAAAACAGAGCAAGUAUAAAAAGAAUCAGAUAUUGAUGCCACUCUUCAAGUGCAUCGAAUGGAAUUAUUUUGCGGCAGAUUUAACGCAAAACUGGUAUAUGAUUCGACUCUUAAAACGGCCAUUGGGAAUGCGUCGUCUGUUCUUUAAUGUAACGCGGUUUCCAAGCCUGAUAGGCUCCGUGCUGAGAACUUCGAUGAGGCACCACUGGCAUACCUUUUUCUUUCUGGCCAGUCCACGGGAAUUUCAUUGGUGGCGUUUUCAGUUUCCCAUGUAUCCCAUGUGCGUCUAUAUGGGUGGUGCUUCCCAGCGAUCGAAGUCAAGGUCGAGGGCAUUAAAGGUUGAACCAUUGGUAAGAAAAGAACGCAGGCUGUUGGAAUUGCAGCAGCGGAUACAGAAAAUGGGAGCCGCGCUGUUGCCCUCCAUGAAUAAAGUGAAGCCCCUCGAUUCAAAAACUCAACAUAGAAAUAUAAUAAACUAAAUCCUCAACAGCUGAUUUUUGUUGUUUGCUUGCCACGCCCCACGCCCCAAGCUCACUAUGAAGGAACUCAAUUUUAAAAUCGAAGAACUGAAGUCCUUCCAAGAGCUUACCGACAAGGAUCAGUUGCACACCUACCAGAGCUUUCUCCGGGAAGAGUUGGAAGAGCGGAAUGUGGAGCACAAAUACUUGAAACGCACCGCGCAGAUCAUGAAACGCGGCAAUGAUGAGUUUCUCUUCAAUGAAUGCUAUAUGAUCUUCGACGAGUAUAUGCUGACCGAGAAGUAUAGCUCCCUGGUCUUUAGUCUCUGCGGCAUAACCCACCAUUUUCAUUUUGUGCUCUACAUAAAUGUAAUGGACACUACCAAGGUGGAGGACCGCGCCCAAUUCGUGGCCAACAUUUUGGGAAAUCUGCUUGCCGUUGAGGUGCCAAAGCUGAAGAGAUUCCCGCUGAAGUUCAUCAUGAGUCGGGACAACGAAUUGGCCAAUCAGGCUCUGGAUAUAUUUGCGAAUUCGAAGAAGACCAGCCAUCUCUUUAAUGCGUUUCUGUUUGUGCGCGAGCCGCGGGAUGUACAGGAAGCACAGCUAACCGAUCCCUACACACAGGAGGCCUUCGCCGAGAUAAUGCACAGCACGAUAUCGGAAACAAACAUUCGGGAACUAUUUAAUCGGCAUCUGGAUAAGGCAGCCAUCAAGGAGAACUAUCCAUUGCAACGCUUUGUCAGCGACUAUCACAUGUUGGCCAGGGACCUACUGGGCUCCAAAGAAACCAUAAAUCUCCGAUUCUGCACCAUGGAGCGCACCGACGACUUUCAGGACAUUGUGCAGGAGAACCUCAAGCAUUUCGGCGAAGGGAUUAUGUCGCGCAUCUUUCUAUUCGAUUUGUUGCGCGCCAUUAUGAUUAUUUUCAAUUACUAGCACAACACUCAGCACUCUUUGGACGUGGCAAGCAAACCAAUUUUUCAAAUCAAAUUAAGAAAAUUAACUGUUAAAUGCAAUUUAAAUCAAUAAAUAAAUGUAU
Scaptodrosophila lebanonensis is the source of this 1541-nucleotide messenger RNA. RefSeq lists its product as uncharacterized. Lineage: Eukaryota; Metazoa; Arthropoda; Insecta; Diptera; Drosophilidae. The transcript has 3 exons. The record is from RefSeq and is a predicted model, not a curated record. The coding region runs from base 581 to 1438 and encodes 285 amino acids.